Messenger RNA from Phascolarctos cinereus (koala), 5265 nucleotides. Lineage: Eukaryota; Metazoa; Chordata; Mammalia; Diprotodontia; Phascolarctidae. The record is from RefSeq and is a predicted model, not a curated record.
UCAACCCAUAAGAGUUCCCAGUUCCAGGGGCCCUGGAGGAGCAGUGCUGACGGGGAGAGUGCAGCGAGAGAAUGAAGAAGCCAACCGUCAAGGAGAAGCAUGAGGUGGCAGUGCGGCGUUCAGUUUAAAGGGCUUCGGCUGGCGAUCCCAUGGGCAACGCUGCUGGCGCUAUGUCUUUCCAGCUGGAUCUUUGCUACCACUGCCCUUGCUGCUGCUGCUGCUGCCGUUGUGACCCCUGAGCAACAUGCCUCUUUGGCUGGUCAGCCCCCUUUGGACUGGUUGCUCACUGACCGGGGCCCAUUUCACCGUGCUCAGGAGUAUGCUGACUUCAUGGAACGGUACCGUCAAGGUUUCACCACCAGGUACAGGAUUUACAGAGAGUUUGCCCGAUGGAAGGUGAAUAACUUGGCUCUGGAGAAAGACUUUUUCAGCUUGCCAUUACCCCUCGCCCCAGAAUUCAUCCGGAAUAUCCGCCUCCUGGGACGGAGGCCCAGCCUGCAGCAGAUUACAGAAAACCUCAUCAAAAAGUACGGCACUCAUUUCUUACUCUCUGCAACUCUGGGAGGUGAAGAGUCAUUGACUAUUUUUGUGGACAAGAGGAAACUGAGCCGGAAAACAGAUGCAAGUGAAGCUACUGGGACUGGGAGAAGUGGGAACAGUUCAGCUGUGUCCCUGGAGACCCUACACCAGCUGGCAGCCUCCUACUUCAUUGACAGAGAAAGCACACUCCGUCGUCUCCACCACAUCCAGAUAGCAACAGCUGCCAUCAAGGUCACAGAGACACGGACAGGCCCUCUGGGCUGCAGUAACUAUGAUAACCUGGAUUCCGUCAGCUCAGUCCUGGUGCAGAGUCCAGAAAACAAGGUUCAGUUAUUAGGCCUGCAGGUGCUGCUACCUGAGUACCUCAGAGAGCGAUUUGUGGCAGCUGCUCUCAGCUAUAUUACCUGCAGCUCUGAAGGGGAGCUCAUCUGCCGGGAGAAUGACUGCUGGUGCGAGUGUGGACGCUUCCCAGAGUGCAACUGCCCUGAACCGGACAUCCGGGCCAUGGAAGAGAGCCUGCUCCAGAUUCAGGACACCUGGGCUACUCACAACAGGCAGUUUGAGGAGUCAGAGGAAUUCCAGGCCCUGUUGAAAAGACUUCCAGAGGAUCGCUUCCUCAACUCAACUGCCAUCUCCCAGUUCUGGGCCAUGGACUCGAGCCUCCAGCACCGUUACCAGCAGCUGGGGACCACCCUGAAACUGCUGUCCAAGAAGACCCAUCGGGUCAUCCGCCGCCUCUUCAACCUUUGCAAACGCUGCCCCAGGCAGCCUCGAUUCUGGCUGCCAAAGGAAAGGCCCUUAUCCUAUUGGUGGAACCGGAUCCAGUCCUUCCUAUACUGUGCUGAAAGCACCGUCCCUGGGACUUUCUUGGAGCAGAGCCACAGCUGCACCUGCCCCUAUGACCCCUCCUGCCAGGGUCCCAUCCCGUGUGCCUUGGGUGACGGGCCAGCCUGUGCCAUCUGUGCGCCAGACAAUAGCACCCGCUGUGGGGGUUGCAAUGAUGGCUAUGUGCUGACCCAGGGGUUGUGCCGGCCGGAGGUGGCGGAGUCUCUGGAGAAUUACGUAGGCCUGGAGACGGAUCUGCAGGACCUGGAACUUAAGUACCUGCUUCAGAAACGGGAUAGCCGCAUUGAGGUCCACUCCAUCUUCAUCAGCAAUGACAUGCGUCUGGGCAGCUGGUUUGACCCCUCCUGGAGAAAGCGCAUGCUUCUGACUCUAAAAAGCAACAAGUACAAGCCAGGGCUGGUCCACGUGAUGCUGGCCCUGUCACUCCAGAUCUGUCUCACCAAGAACAGCACCCUGGAACCCGCCAUGGCCAUCUACGUCAACCCCUUUGGGGGCAGCCAUUCAGAGAGCUGGUUCGUGCCUGUGAAUGAAGGCAAUUUUCCAGACUGGGAAAGGACUAAUGUGGAUGCGUCGGCCCAGUGCCAAAACUGGACGCUCACCCUGGGAAACAAGUGGAAGACCUUUUUUGAGACCGUCCAUGUCUACCUGAGGAGCCGAAUCAAGUCCCUGGAUGACAGUUCUAAUGAGACGCUUUACUAUGAGCCCCUUGAGAUGUCUGACCCCUCCAAGAAUCUCGGCUACAUGAAGAUCAACAGCCUGCAGGUCUUUGGCUAUAGCAUGCCCUUUGACCCUGAUGCUAUUCGGGACUUAAUCCUACAGCUGGAUUACCCAUACACUCAAGGUUCCCAGGACUCUGCCCUGUUGCAGCUCAUUGAGAUCAGGGACCGAGUGAACCAGCUUUCUCCCCCCGGAAAAGUCCGGCUCGACCUCUUCUCUUGCUUGCUCCGGCAUCGGCUCAAGCUGGCAAACAACGAAGUGGGCAGGAUUCAGUCCUCCCUGAGGGCCUUCAAUGCCAAACUUCCAAGUCCUGUGGAGUAUGAGACUGGCAAGCUCUGCAGCUAACUGGGGGGCGCUGGGGAUGCCCUGGGGCUAGGAAGCAGGGGGAGCCAAGACUGUCUAAAUGGCCUUACCUUAGUGCCAAUCGUGUGCAUUUGAGCAAAUGAGACUUGAAGGCACGGCUCGAGUCACGUGCCAGCAGAUAGGGUGGAUGCAGAUGUGGGCACACAGAAGCAUAAACGUAUAUAUACAUUAUCUCCCUCCCUGGGAGACUAAAAUGAAGCAGAAUCUGAUUGGUGAAAUCAGUGAUUUCUGACAUGAGAACAGUCAAAGAAGAGAUUUUAAAAAAAACCUUCUCAAAAAAAACCUACAUUACAGAAAUCUUGAAAAGUGAUUCUUGCCAUUCAGAGCAAAGAGAGAGAAAAGUGGGGCUGAGUAUCGGGCCUCCCCCUCCAAGGAGUCACUUUUGUAUUCUUUUUAACCAGAUGUUUCUAACAAUGUAGUGGUUUUGUGUUCCCCAUUUUGGUUUCUCAGUUUUUGUAUUCCUCCUCUGCUGUGCCCUCACAACACUGCCUUUCCCCUCAGAACCCAUCCCCUUGGGAAACCCUCGAAAAUGAAACAGACAGAGAUCAUGUUUGUUGCUUCUCCUCAUCAUCCCUAUUCCUUAGCCCCCCUUUGACCCCCUCCUCUUUCUCUGUCUCACCCACAAUUCCAGGGCUCCACCCUCCUUCCCUCACCUCCAUGCAUCUCCUCUGUCUAACUGGACUUAUUCCCUGGAAACAAUGCUGUCAAGUUAGUAACAGGUAUUCAAUGUAUAGGGAUGUCUUUUUUUUUUAACCAAAAAUAUAUUUAUUUUAUGGGUUUUUUUUGUUAAUUUGCUCCAGCCAAGUGACAUCUGAGUAAAAUUUACCUGGUUUAAUAUAUUUUUUAAAAAUGCCUUUUUGAGGAAAAAAAAGAGUGUCUUUCUCUGGGUUGGCUAGAAUUUUUGUUUGUUAUUUUGCCUGCUGUGAAUAUGAUGGUGUGCUGUGACUGAAUGAUUUGACUGGUAUGGAGUCCUGCUUGUUCCUGUGGCAUUGCAAGACAUCCCAGUGUGUUCUAGGCAUGUGUGCACAUAUGUAUGUGUUAAGGGGUGUGUGUGUGUGCAAAUUGUGGGCAUGCUUAUGAAUGAUAACAAUGUCAUUAAUAGGUAUUUAUUAGUUCCUUCUAUGUGGUAGACACUGAUUAAGGGAAAAUGUAAGUUCUUCAUUAGCCUUUUCUCUUACUACAUUGUCUUUUUUCUAAGAUUAGACUCUAUCUGUCACCACAGUUUAGCCAAUUCUUGCUUCAGGGAGGCAGAAUAGCUCUGUGUUUUGGCUAGUUGCUGGGUGAAGGGCAAGCAAAGUGGGAAAUCUUUCUUUGGCUCUGCUACCAAUGGCUUCUUGGAUAUCAUCCAAUAUCCUUUCUUCCAUGGGAUUGGAUCACUCCCAGGGGAAACUGGACAAAAUCCAGGGAGCAGUCCUCCAAAACCAUCCUUUUUUUUCACUACCCAUUUUCCUCUUACAAAAAAAAAAAACACCAUGAAUCUGAAAGAAAAUUUUUACUUUUGACAUGGAGAUGUCAUUUCCCACCUGGUGCCUGGCAUGGCAAAUAUCUCCUAGCCCAUCCCUAGGUGAAUCACUUUUCUCUCUGUUCUCUACACGUUCCCAGUACAAUUCGUAGGCAUGACAACCCCCAUCCUGUUCAGGAGAGAGCACCACGUAAAUACCAAGUAUUUCAUUCACCACCUAUGGUACAUCGCAGUUGGUAUAACUGGAAUCAGGAGACAGUGGGAAGCCAGUCAGCUCUAUUCAAGCCUGUUCAAAGAUUACUGUCAUGCUCUAGCUUCCUGCUUUAUUAUAUUAAAUCAUGACCCAGAAUUUUUGUGAGGUAAGUGGCCCAGGGCACUGCUGCCUUCAAAGCUCCCAUUGAACCCUUCUGGGUCAGGAAUAUUGAGUGAUGACCUGGUCUCUUGAUCAACAACAUAUAGCAGCUCGAGCUGCUAUCUCUGAUUCUGUUGCUCCCUAACUUUGAGAAUUCUCCAUGUCUCUUUCCUCACCUGCAGAGAUGAGGCCAACAUUUGUCAUGUACUGAGCCAGGACUGUGGAGUUCAGUUAGAGUCAGGUGCUGGGAGAGGAGAAGGUGGUAUAGGGUUGGUUGGCAAGAGAAAAUACUUUCGUUGUUUGAUAAAGGGUGCUUGAGAAGUGUGAAGUGAGUGUGAAAAGGGUGAUUUUACAGCUCUGACAUGCAUGUCUUCAUCUUGUGUGAGUGGGCAGAGAGACUUUAACUCACCAAUUAAAGGCAUCAAGGUCUCAAGUGGGAGACUCAGCUACCUGCCAUAAUAACAUAAACCAUUCUGAGAAAGGGAGCCUCACGAGGCUGACUGAGCAUUAGUGUCAAGACUGACAGUCUGGAAUCUCAGUAAAACAGACUUAUUUAUUCAGGUGGAAAUCAAAUCAGGACAAAAGAUCAUUGAAUCAUAGCUUGGUACUCAAUAGGACCAUGGAAGUCUUCUAAUCCAACCUCACUUUAUACAUGAGGAAACUGAGGCCCAGAGUGGCCAAGUGUCUUUUGGCUAAGGUUACAUGAGUGCUAAGUAUGGAAGAGUCAGGAUUUGAACUCAGGCCCUCCAACUCCAAAAUCUGGACUUUUUUCCACUGGUACCAUGUCUCCCCCCUCCCAUUCCCAAAUGAGGGCAAUCUCCUCACACUGGUCUCCCCGUCCUUAAAAUCUUCGCAAUUUCAUGUACCUAGAACGAUGGGGAAUUACAGCUACUUGGUUCUAAAUAAAAGAUCCAGUUUGGGGAAAGAGUGUGGCCUCUUGACUUCCUUAUAAGAUGGAUCUUGAGAACUCCCCAGCCUUGGCCUU